This is a messenger RNA of Polyodon spathula (Mississippi paddlefish), 817 nucleotides long. It is a transcript of the gene lamtor3, whose product is annotated as late endosomal/lysosomal adaptor, MAPK and MTOR activator 3. Gene Ontology annotation, cellular component: Ragulator complex. Lineage: Eukaryota; Metazoa; Chordata; Actinopteri; Acipenseriformes; Polyodontidae. Bases 1 to 390 code for a protein of 129 amino acids. The record is from RefSeq and is a predicted model, not a curated record. The transcript is spliced from 6 exons. Gene Ontology annotation, biological process: cellular response to amino acid stimulus; positive regulation of TOR signaling.
AUGACUGCCAGAAAUUUACAGUAUAAAGACCUAAAAAGGUAUCUUUAUAAACAGUUGCCAAGCGUUGAAGGUCUUCAUGCCAUUGUGGUUUCCGAUAGAGACGGUGUUCCAGUAAUUAAAGUUGCUAAUGACAAUGCUCCUGAGUAUGCUCUCAGACCUGGAUUCCUCUCCACCUUUGCACUGGCAACAGACCAAGGCAGUAAGCUUGGUCUCUCUAAAAACAAGACUAUCAUCUGCUACUACAACACGUACCAGAUUGUACAGUUUAAUCGAUUGCCUUUGGUCAUCAGCUUCAUAGCAAGCAGCAGUGCAAACACAGGAUUGAUUAUAAACUUGGAAAAAGAUCUUGUUCUGUUAUUUGAGGAACUGCGCCAAGUCGUGGAAGUUUAAGAAUGGAUUCAGUGAAUCUUUAUAAUGCAUCAUGUAUUCAUCAUGGUAUUCCAGUUUGUGUAUUUCUUUCUAGCAGUAUUCAUCUGCAGCCAUGAUAGAUUGCAUUGAACUGUGGCACGGGAACUAAGAAUGUAAUUCCAGGGUUUAUACUAGCUCAAGCAGUAAUUACCUAAACAUCCAGGGAUGGAAAUAAGACUCCUAUUGCAUAGCAGUUUCACCCAUUCAGUCAUUUGAAUAUGACCUUGAUUUGCCAGAGUGUAAAGAUAAGCUCAGUUGUGUCUUUAAACUCAUAGUAAAACCAGGAGUGGAUCAAACUGUUAUGGGAGUCUUACUUCCAUCCCAGACAUCUGUCUCACACACUUCAGGCUGAUUUUCCAAAUUUAAGUUACUCAGAAUGACAGUUGGAAACCUGUUAAAAAUAUAAUCU